Molecule: messenger RNA, 993 nt
Organism: Entamoeba invadens IP1
Lineage: Eukaryota; Evosea; Mastigamoebida; Endamoebidae
Exons: 2
Coding region: 1-993 (330 amino acids)
Source: RefSeq, a predicted model, not a curated record
AUGCGUGGACUUUCUGGUUAUCACAUCAUGAUAGUCUCGAAGUACUUCGACGACUUUGGAAACUUUAUUAACUUGGAGUUGGUAUGCAAGAAGUUUGGUGGUAAUAUGGAGAAGUUCCACUUCAACCCGAUUCCGUUAAAUUCCAAAACACUUGGAUACUUUCCAAACAUCGAGACACUUCACUUGUGGAAUAAAAAGGAUGAGAACUUUGGCAAUGAAUUUAUGAUCAACAGAAGAGAAAAUGGAGAUAUGGAAAAUAAAAAUGUUUUAAAGAAUAAGUUCUAUCGAAUCAUCGUGUGGUUCAGUGUUAACUUUGUAAUUGUUGACAGAAACAAAAAUCGAAACAUUGAGUUUAAAAAUGUCACUUACACUCAAAUUGAUAGAAAGAAAUUUGGUAACAACAUACCAUCAAGUGUGACAUCUAUUGGUGAUAAAUGUUUCAGUUUUUGCGGUAGUUUGACAAGUGUUACAAUACCAUCGAGUGUUAGUUCAAUUGGUGAAGGUUGUUUCAGUGGAUGCAGUAAUUUGGGUAGUGUUACAAUACCAUCAAGUGUCACAUCAAUUGGUUAUUGUUGUUUCAGUGGAUGCAGUAGUCUGAGGAGUAUUACAAUACCAUCAAGUGUGAGAUCAAUUGGUGGUAGUUGUUUCUGUAAAUGCAGUAGUUUAAGCAGUAUUACAAUACCAUCAAGUAUAAGAUCAAUUGGUGGUUAUUGUUUUUAUGAAUGCAGUAGUUUGAUUGUUAUUACAAUACCAUCAAGUGUGAGAUUAAUUAAUGAUUGGUGUUUCAGUGGAUGCAGUAGUUUGAGUAGUGUUACAAUACCAUCAAGUGUGACAUCAAUUGGUUAUAGAUGUUUUUAUAGAUGCAGUAGUUUAAGCAGUUAUACGUGGAGGCUCCUAAAGCCGGCCCCCCUCCCCCACCCACUUCCUGGGAACAGAGAUUACCUAAAUGUAAGAUUGUGUAAAAUGGUGAGUAUAUACCACGUCAUCAAAUAA